AUGCGACGCCAACGCCUGGUUGUCUCGUUAGCAACUGUUGUCUUUGUGUGCAUCUCCCUUAUUCUACUUAGAGACACAACGGUUCCUCGCUCGUCCAACAGCCUCAAUACGCCAUUCGAAUCGAACCCUUUGCCGUCCUCUCACCCGCCCUCUCCGGUUGCAGUGCCAAAUCCUAUCGAGCCCUCAAAAGGUCGCCAAGCACUUCAUCCAAACAACGCCCACCCGGUGGCCAGUCUCAUUCAAGAUGCUGAGCAGGAGUUUAACCACUUGCGGUCACGACAAUCGAAGACUUUGGCCGAUGCGGUGAACGAAUAUCGCCGUCGAUAUAACAUGCAUCCUCCUCCUCACUUCGACAAAUGGUUCCAGUUUGCUCAAGCAAAGGGAGUUCAGUUAACUGACGAAUACGAUACUAUCUAUCAUUCUCUCCUACCAUUUUGGUCUCUAGAACCGAAGACAAUACGAGAAAGAGCCCGUGAAGCCUUGGGAUAUGACAACGCUAUGAUUGGAGUUCUGAUCAGAGAUGGCCAGGUUACGCACACGGAAGGGGGCCGUGAAGGAUACGAAUGGCAGCAAGAUGCGACUGUUGAAAUGAUGAAAAGCUUUAUUCGGUACUUGCCGGAUAUGGAUCUAGUCUUCAACACCCACGAUGAGCCCCGAGUGAUUGUCCCCAGCGACGACCUCCAAAGGCUGGUUAACUUUGCCAAAGAUCACGCAAUCCCCAAGGCUUUCCACAGGCAACCACUGGUGAACGAAUGGUCCGAUAAGCCCGCCGACCUGAACAAGGGCGACCGGGUUGAUGAAGUGCGCACCACGCGCUUUAACCGAUUUGCACACCAACCUACCUGGACAAGCUCUCGGGCUUCCUGUCCGCCGGAUACCCCUGCGCGUUCUCUCAAUGAAAGCGAGCCAGAUAAUCUAGAGGCCUAUGCGCAUGGUGAAUUAGGGUUCAUCUACAACACGACUGCUUUCUCUGACAUAUGUAAUACACCUUCGCUUCGGUACAAAUAUGGCUUCUUCGACCGGGCCAACGCAUUUGACGUGGUCCGUGACCUGUUCCCAGUGUUCUCUCAGAGCAAGAUCUCAAGCUUUCAGGACAUACUCUACCCUAGCCCGUGGUAUUGGGUUGAUAAGGUACCGUAUGAAGAGGGAAAGGAUCAGAGUUGGGAUGCGAAGGCCGACAAACUGUACUGGAGAGGCUCCACAACCGGUGGGUUUGCGCGAGCAGGCGGAUGGCGACGUCAGCAUCGACAGAGAUUCGUCAGCAACAUCAAUACCCAGAGCACACCGAAAGUGUUGUCCAAAAAUGACAAUGACCAGUGGGAGUUAAACGAAGUCAGCAGUGACCCUUACCGAGACCAGUUCGAUGUCAAGUUUACAUACAUUGGCCAAUGCGACCCGAAUGACUGUGCUGCGCAGCAAGAAUAUUUUGUUGUCGGUGAGCCAGCCGGCCAGCAGGAUGCUUGGGCGUAUAAAUACCUGGUCGAUAUCGAUGGGAAUGCCUUCAGCGGCCGUUAUUAUGCCUUUCUACGCAGCCAUAGCUUGGUUUUCAAAAUCGCCAUCUUCCGCGAAUGGCAUGACGAAUGGCUCAAGCCAUGGGUCCAUUACGUUCCCUUGAGUUUGACGGGCGAUGAGUAUGUGGAAACUACGAGGUACUUCGUUUCAGAAGAAGAAGCUCGCGAUCGCUUCUGGAAUCUCUCGAAAACUUGGUCCGGCCUUUCCCACCAUUAUAUCACCCUGCGCAAUGGCUUCAAGUUCCAUUAUGUUUCUAACGACCUCCCCGGGGGCCCUGCAGCUGAUAAACCGCUAAUUAUCUUCAUUCAUGGUUUUCCUGAUAGCUGGGCUGUAUGGCGCUACCUUCUUAAAUCGAAGGCUCUGCAGGAGGCGGCCACUUUGGUCGCGGUUGACUUACCCGGGUACGGUGGUACCGAUAGCCUAGAGAAAUACUCGUCAACGAACGUGCUGGAGAGCCUGGCAGAAUUUAUCAUCGCUAUCAGGGCGAAGUACGGGAUUGAUGCUGAUGCCGGUACGCGUCAAAGAAGGACGGUGAUUGUGAGCCAUGAUUGGGGCUGCGUUCUUUCCAUGCGCCUUGCCGCCGAAGCUCCUCAAUUGGCAGAUCGAUUUAUCUUGAGUAAUGGGCCAUUGACUAGCAUGGUUGCCUCGAACAUUCGUCGAUCGCUUUCUUCGUCGCUGAAAAUGUUCAAAACGGCCCUGCGUUCUCCAGUUAAGUCUCGCUCGACGCUUUGUAAGGCAAUCAAGUCACUGAAGCCAGUUGCCCGCCAGCUACUUCUUUCAGGGUAUAUAUUUGUGAUGCAGCUUCCUAUGCCCUUCGUUGUGUACCUUGGUACAGGUGGCAACUAUUCUUUCUUGAAGUUAGCCCAUAAGGGAUCUUAUGGGAAUUCGCCAUUCAGUCCCGAAGAUGCUGCUGAGUGUAUGGCAAGCUCACUGGGCCCGUCCGUGGAGGAGUGCAGAACGCAAACGUCUGAUGGUGAGGGAUACCCUGCUUCGGUUGUAAAGGGGCGUGCCCUUGGCAAUUUCCAGCACAUGGCCCGCUAUUAUCGGGAAAAGGCGGCUACUUCGCGCUGGCAGAAAUCUAUCGAAACGAUUGCCGAUCUGCACAGCAUCUCGGGAGGAAAUGAGCUCCAUCGAGCUAGUAGCGGGGCCGGACUGUUUGACGAUGGGCCGACCGGUGUACUGAAAGCUCAUUCGACCAUUAUCUGGGGCAAAGCUGAUAUCGCCUUGGAUCCACAAAUGUGUGUGAAUGGGCUUUCGGAUUAUCUGGUCCGUAACAGUCAGGUGGUUGAGCUGCCCCGGUCUGGGCACUUCACUCCACUGGAACGUGAGAGCUGCGCUGCAUUGACCAGAGCUGUCGCAUGGGCCGCUGGAGGUGAACAGGAGGAUAUCGGCGUUGCGAUUCAGAGAGUUUAUCCGGAUGCGGUCGUAACGUCCGUAUACGACGAGCUCAUACCAGUCCACUUGACCUCAAACCACACUCCAGCGAAUCUCUGGCUUAUGGAGCGACCGGACCUCAUCUCCACAUUUACUAAGAUUGAGCUUUGGAAGCAAACACAAUUCAAGCGUAUAGUGUACAUCGAUUGUGAUGUUGUGGCCGUCAGGGCUCCUGAUGAGCUCUUGACCCUAGAGGUAGACUUCGCGGCAGCUCCCGAUGUGGGUUGGCCAGAUAUCUUCAACAGUGGUGUAAUGGUUCUUCGACCCAAUCUGCAGGAUUACUUUGCACUGAAAGCACUUGCUGAGAGGGGCAUUAGCUUUGACGGCGCAGACCAAGGGUUGCUAAACAUGCACUUUCGAAAUUGGCAUAGGCUAAGUUUCACGUAUAAUUGCACGCCCAGCGCAAACUACCAGUACAUCCCCGCCUACAAACAUUUCCAGAGUACAAUCAAUCUAGUCCAUUUCAUCGGAUCUCAGAAGCCGUGGAAUAUGUCAAGGCAGGUGUCCCCAGCUGAAUCACCAUACAACCAGCUGCUGGGACGAUGGUGGGCUAUUUACGACCGACAUUACCGCCCUGUCACGCCUUGUGAUUUUCAAAGCCAUAGGGAAGAUUUCGAAACAGUGCCGCUACCUGUGCAAUCCGUCUACUCUACUCCACAAAAUCUGAUAUCAGAAAUUACCUAUGAGCGCCCGUUGGAAACGCACACAGAGGUAUCCUUCGAGCAUCCUCCUGUCACACAGACACUGCCCAGGAGUGACGAGAUGAAUGCAUAUGCCCCCCCUCAGGUGCAGGCUUUCCAGGAGGUGGAAAAUGCACCUGGUCCUGCAGUGAUGCCUGCUGAGGCAGCGCAGCCUAUCCAGAAGGAACACUACGACGACAAGAUUGUGCAAGUACCGGUUCUAAGUGCAGUUCCACAAUAUGUCCGUGGAGAAGAGCAUGUCUCAGCGUACAUACAACCACAUUUUGACGGAGCACCAAUUAGCUCCCAUGUCGAGCAACCCCCAACGACGCAGGUCAAUAUACCAAUCGCUUCUUCAGCGCCUCCAGACAUCGCACACUUUGAAGUCUACCAGCAACCAGAGGGACCCCUGCCUGAAGUGGGUGAACACCCGCAACACUCGCAUAAACGUCCCCCAAGCCCUGAGCCCCAGGCAUUUGAACCCCCCAGGAUGCAGUGGGACCCAGCUCGGGAACCGCCACCUCUCAAUACAAAGCCUGAAGGAAUUGCUCUGGAAUCAAAGACAUAUAAUAUGUCAGAGGACAAAGAGCUUUUCAAGCCCCCUCCCUUUUACCCCGAAGCUCCGAAGAAUAUGUACUAUGAAGUACCUAGCACCAAACCGGAGCCAGAGAAACUUAGCCAGAUUUUCCCUUGGGAGAACCAGGCCCCCAAGCCGACCCGAGUUUUCCUAGAUGAUGAUCAGGGAUCGGUUUCUUUGCCUAGCUCCAUACUCCCCCCAGUCUCUCCAGAAGAAACUCCCACAUCAUCCAUGGGAUACACGGCAUCUUGGACCACCGAAAAACCAUCCGAGUCUUGGGACAGGUACUCCAGGUCAAACGCAUGGGAUGAUGUUCCAGAAAUACGGAGAUACAUUCAAUCCAUCGCACCACCCAGGAGGGCCAAAGUCCAAGUUAUCGGUGGUUGGGGCGGCCCUGCAAACCAGCAAACCGCUGGUGCAGAGUCCAGUAUGCGUUUAACGGACUUCCCUAGCGAGCAAGAGCGGCCCAGUCUUCCCGUUACCCCAGCCCCUAUUAGGAGACCACCGCCUUCUUCCAAUGUCCUAGGCGAGGGGUCCACCUCGGGGCAGUUACCCAUUGCCGAAGGCGUGCCAAAUCAGGAAGAAUGGGUGGGUGUCACGGUUGAUAACCCGUCAAUACGCCUCGAGGAACUUCAGCGGCAUCAUUCUGAAGUUUUAGAAAACCCAGAUCUACUUCUGGAGCGGAUCCAGAGAGCAGCAAGGGAACGCAGGCUAUGUUACGCAUAUGCAUUGUCCUCUUGUGCAGCAUGCAUGAAGAUUAACUUGUUCACUUCAUGCCAUUUUUGGGUAAGCAAGAAUAUGUUGGCUGGUAGCAGUCGACUAUGCAGCCGGCCAUGA
Aspergillus caelatus is the source of this 5040-nucleotide messenger RNA. Its product is annotated as putative capsule-associated protein CAP1. Gene Ontology annotation, molecular function: glycosyltransferase activity. The transcript is spliced from 8 exons. Gene Ontology annotation, cellular component: cytoplasm. The record is from RefSeq and is a predicted model, not a curated record. Bases 1 to 5040 code for a protein of 1679 amino acids. NCBI's taxonomy places the organism in Eukaryota, Fungi, Ascomycota, Eurotiomycetes, Eurotiales, Aspergillaceae.